UGCAGGUUAUCUAUGCACUGAACACAAAAAACGAUGAACACGAGGCGGCCAUCGCCACGCUGAAGGAGGCGCAUGAAGAGGAGGUGCAGCAGAUUCUGUCUGAGACCAGAGAAAAGAUCCUGCAGUACAAGAAUAAAAUCAGCGAUGAGAUGGACCUGAAGAAGAGGAUCCAGUCUCUGGAGGAGUCCAUGGAGCUGCAUGAGAGGAUGAAGAGGCAGGCGCUGGCCGAGUUCGAGAGCUACCGUCAGCGGGUGGAGGACAUGCAGCUCUGCACCGAGGCCCAGCACACGCAGCGCGUGGUGUCCAUGUCGAGGGAGGUGGAGGAGAUGAGACGGUCCUUUGAGGAGAAGCUGCGGACGUUCAGCCAGGCCCAGGCUCAGUUUGAGCAGGAGAAGAAAGCGGCUCUGGAGGAGCUCAAGGCUCAGCACAGGCAGGAGAUCCAGGAGCUCCUCCGCAGCCACCAGAGCCAGAAUGCAAACUACAGCAAAGACCAGGAGAAACUGGGGCAGCUCCACAAAGCCGAGGUGGACUCUCUGGCGGAGCGGGUGGAGGAGCUCAAACAGGACAAGAAGAGGCUGGUGGACGAAUAUGAAGCCAAACUCAGCAAGGCUCAAGCGUUUUACGAACGUGAGCUGGAGGCCAUGAAGCGAACCCAGCAGCUGACGGCCGACAACCUGCUGGCGUGGAAGCGGACCGAGGCCGAGCUGCGGCGGGAGUUCCAGACUCAGGAGGCGGCGCUCCAGAAAACGCUGGGGAAGCUCCGGGCCGAGCUGGCCCGCGUGUCGGACGAGGCUCGGGAAAACCGCGAGAAGUCGCACAAGCUGCAGGCGGCGCUCAGCACGGCAGAGAGCUCCAUCAAGGACUUAACCAAGCAGCUGGAUGAAGUGACCCAGAACUCUGAGAUUAUAGAGAUCCGUCAGAAAGAGGCAGAGUGUGAGCUGGAGGCAGCCAGAGACCGAGUUCAGCAGCAGGCCACGGAAAUACUCCUCAAAGCCAGUCAGAUAAGCAGCCUGCAGGCCACCCAGAUGACCCAGGAAGCCGCCAUCAGGGACCUGGACAACGAGCGCAGCCGCCUAAAGGACAAGGUGCUGCGGAUGGAGGAAGAGAGGGAGGCCCUGCAGAGCCAAAGCAAAGCGCUGGAAGAAAGACACAAACAGCAGAUCCAGUCCCUGGAGAAGACCCUUCAUGAGGAGAAAACGUCCCACGAGAAGGACAUGAGGAGCGUGCGAGCUCAUUACGAGGAAGAGGCCAGCCAGAUGAAGGACGGCCAGGCCCGAGCUUUGGAGGAAGUGGCCAAGAAGCACCGAGUGACCCUGGAGAACACGCUAACCACCGCGGAGAAGGACAAGGACCGCCUGCUGGCUGAGCUGGAGCAGCAGUUUGAGAAGGAGCGCCUCUCUCUGGAGGAGCAGAAGACGCUCCUCAGUCAGCAGCUGGACGAGAUGAGGGAGGAGCUGACGUCCAAACUCAGAGCAGCCGACGAGGAGGUGAUCCGGCUGCAGCAGGAGGUGCGGAAAGGGGAGGAGGACUUCGGGGCAGCGGAGGGCCAGAUCUCCACCCUGAAGGAGGCGCAGGACAAACUGCUGGAGGAGCUGGACGCCACGCGGGCCCGACUCAGAGAGACCAGCAACCUGCUGACCGCGCUGCAGGGAGAGUUGGAAACCCAAAAACGCCAACAUGAAGCCAAACUCAUAACCACCAAAGAAGAAGAAAAGCAUAAAAUGGACAAGAUGGCGCUGGAGCUGGAGCUGAAAUGGACCGAGACGCUCCGGCAGGAAUGCAAGAAGCUUCGCGAGGAGCUGAGAGAGGAGCAUGAGGAGGAGAAAACUGCGGCUCUGGCUCAGCUGGCGCAGAGCAAGGAGCAGGAGCAGAACAGCGCCAGGGAGAGCUGGCAGAGGAAAGUGGACGACCUGCUGGAACAGAUAUCUCUGCUGAAGCAGAGUCUGGAGAUGCAGCUGUCGCAGUCGCAGUCCUCGCUGCAGCAGCUGCAGCACCAGUUCAGCCAGGAGAGGGAGCACCUGCGCAUGCAGCUGGACGAGCUGCAGACGGAGCACCAGAGGCGGCAGCAGCGUCUGCAGGAAGCCCACCGCUGCGCCAUGCAGGACAUGGAGCACGCCAGGCAGCGCGACCUGAAGGACCUGGAGGAGCGUCUGCGCCAUCAUCACCACGCAGAGCUGCAGUCGCUCAGGGAGGCCCACCGGCAGAGCAUCGAGACGCUCAAACAGCAGUCAGAGCAGGAGCUGCAGACUCUCCGCUUCGAGUUGGAGGACGAGGGCAAAGCCAUGCUGGCCUCUCUGCGAUCGGAGCUGAACCACAUCCACGCCUCGGCCAUCGAACACCUGCGGCAUUCCCACCACCAGGAGUCUGCAGCUGCCAAGGCCGAGCUGGAGAAAGUCCUGGAGGACAACCAGACCCAGGAGCGGGACCUGCUGAGCCGGAUCUCUGAGCUGCAAGAGGAAGUUUCCCGGAGGAAGAGCCACAUCGCUCAGCUGGACCACCAGAUCCACACGCUCAACGAGAACAUCAGCACCCUGACCAAGGAGCUGGAGCUGAAGGGCAAAGAGGUGCUGAAGAUCCGCAGCGAAGCCAACCAGCAGAUCCGGGCUCAUGAACAGGAGCUGACGAAGAGGCACGAGCGGGAGCUGACGGAGCUGAGCGCCGCCCACAGCAGGGACACCCAGAACAUGCUGUCGGACUUCAACAAAGCACAGGAGCUCCUCAAGGACAAGAUCUCGGCUCUUCAGAUUCUUUUGGAGGGAACAGAGGAGAAGUUCAGGAACAGAGAGAGUCGACCUGAAGACCUGCAGGUCAUCGCCGAGCUGAAGGAGAUGGUCACCGAGAGAGAAUCUCUCGUCAAGAAGCUGGUGGACGAUAAGAAGUUUUACCAGCUGGAACUUGUCAACAGGGAGACCAACUUCAACAAAGUAUUCAACGCCAGUCCAAACGUAGGAGUCAUCAACCCUCUCAUUAAGCAAAAGAAAAAGAAUGAGAAAGCAGCAGCCAGCAGGUUGUCCAGCUCUCCUAAUCUCAGGGCUCUGGAGGCGGCAGGUAUGGGUUUGGGUGUGGUCGGCACGGGGACCGGGCAGACCCCGCAGACCUCGCCCCUUCCCCCGCCCAGCCGCCUAGAGCCCAUCCCCAACUCCCCCCUCCACCACCUGGAGCUCAACUCCAACAAACCUCUUGCCCCGCCGACCCCUCCCACCGAACCCAAGAAGUUCACGAGGAGGUCCAGCAAACAUACAGAUAAAGAAACCUGGAGAUUACUUUCUGCCUCCUAACAAGGCCUGAAAUUCACCGUUGACUGUUUCUGCUGCAGCACAGCUCCUUAAAUAAACUACUAAUAUUUAAGGAGCAAAAAUACCAGCUGGACACAAACACAAGAGUCCCACACGCGACUGAAGCUUCAAAGAAUGGCGUUGGAAUGCAAAAGGGGCAUGAUGUUUUUCCCUUUAAGUUUUCUUUCCUCAGUCGUGUGCGUCAGUGUGUAAAUGUUGUCCGCAUGCCUGCAGGUUUGUCUUCUGUUUCAGGAAGUUAUAACACUUGUCAGCAAUCUUUGUGGUUCCUUUAUGUUGUUGCAUUUUGUCAUUUUGUGAUUUUUCAUCCUCAUCCAAAGUUCAGCAUGAUGCUCUUUCCUUCCCGGCUCCGAAACAUGAUGAUUGUUGUCAUAAAAAGUUCUGAACUGUUGUUUCUGUGACCUCUGACCUACAAACAGCUCUACUCUGCGGUCCAACAAGCGACUUUCUUUGUUUUGUGGCAUCUAGGUGGUAAAUUACGUGACACGUGAACACAUGCGGUGGAUCUUUUUGCAUGGCAGCUGGUGUUUUCUGAUGGGAGUGUUUAGGUGUGUAGCAUGUGUGCUGCAUGCUUUCCUGCAGUCCGUUUCAGGAACAAAACAAGAUGGCUGCUUUGCAAAAGCUUGGGACAAACAUUUUCUCUACACAAACAUUCACACACACCGAAAUGAUUGCAACUAUAAAACAAAAACAAAUUAAAUGUACUGUCCCAGCACCACAGCAACACGUUAACACACUACAAACUUACAGUCUGAGGUUUCCGGUAAUGUAGAUUUUAGUUCAUGUUUACAUUUUCAUCAGUUUGAAAACUGGCACUAACGAAGCUUUUAAACCGUUGAAAAGCCUGUUUUUCAUAUUUUAGUCAAAAUAUAAUAAAUUCAGCAUAAAUGGCCACAUUUUAGUUACUGACCUUUAACUUUUAAAUUGUCAUUGUACUAAAACCAAAUGACUCUAUGCUAAUUCGCAUUAUUGUAUGUCUUAUCUGUAAUUAUGUUACAUGAAUAUAUUUUUUAUUUAAGGAAACCAGGUGAAGGCAAUGAAAAAAAUCCAUACAUUCACUUUUUGCAUGUUUUUAUUCUGCCCAGGCGCUAAAACGUAGAUUGUUUAUUGGUGUCUGGAAAACGAGUUUCAAAAAUCUGCCGAUUGGUACGUCGCAUUCCAAAGGGGCUUCAUCGUUACCUAGCAACCCCAGCCCGUUACCUAGCAACCCAAACAGAGUUUCAGCAUUUUUGCUCAGCUGGUUUUACUGCUGUAAGUGUUUUGUUGUUGACUUACCAUCCAGAAACUGCUUGCUGCAAUCUUGUUGGUUGUGCAGGAGGCUCCAUUUCUGCUUUUCAAACAUGUACGGUUGUAUAAUAGCGCAUCUAUUUGCAAUGUUGAGUUGGGAGGAGUGGCCAGCAGCAACUUAUUUGGAUUUAAAGUGACAGGUUGCCCUAAAACAGCUCAUUCUGAAAGGAAAUCAAAGCUAAAAUCUCAUUAUCUAAUAAGGAUUUUGUGCAGAAAAAUAUGAUUAACAUCUUUUGUUUAGAGCAUAAACCUAUUCAAACAUGUUCAAGGAAGCACAAUAAGUCACCUUUAAGUCUUAGUUAUCUGUUUUGAAAUCGAUGUAAAGCGUCCAAUCAAACGUUGCUUCAGGUUUACAGCAUCAGUCGAUGUGAUUGGCUGUAAAAUUGCAGAGAAGUGACUCCAAAUCCUCAUUCAGCCCCAUCUUACCUGCGUUAGUUUCUGAUCUCAGGUGGGACGAAGCUUAUUUCAGGGAUUAAUCGCAUCAGUUAUUUUCACGUUGUUUGAAUUUCCGAAGAGAAUGAAAGAGCUGAUGUUGUUGAUUUAAAAUCUUAGCCCAGGUAAUUUGAAUUUCUGCAGGAUUUCUGGAAAUCUUCCAUCCUCUCGGCCAUUAAUGCAAAGAAAAAUCACUUAAUCAUGUUUUGUCAUCCUCCCUCUUCUCUUCUAGCUUCCUGCGAUGUUCAUUUAUCAUCCUCUAAUCUCUUUUUCAUGCCUUUUCCACGUUACUCCCUCCCUUUUUCUGCCUCUUCUUACAUUUCCUCUCUUUUCCUCUUUUUCUGCACAACUUGUCGUCUAAACUUCAUUGUCUUGUGAAAAGAAAUCUGCUAAACUAAUUUAAUCUAUUUAUUAUCUGGCGGUUUAACCGACGCUCUAGAGCUUUGGAUUGAUUCAUUAUGCUGAAGUCAGUAGGGAAGGGAUUUGCUUCCUUGAACAUGAAAAAUAGCAAAAAACUUUUAUGUCACUGAGGGAUUCUGGGACUGUUUGUUUUCGAAGUAGCCAAUUAAGGAAGCAGGAACGCCUAAAGUAGGUGUUUGUUUUUAGCACUUAACCUAAUUAGAUGAAACUUUGGGGAACAUGUCUUCACCCCAGAGACACGUGGAAGAUUAAAACCGCAGCUUCCUGUCGUCACACGGAUAAAAAUACCGUAAGGCAUCAACAUUUGUCUCAGAGUAAAACAGGAAGAAAGAAUAUUCACAUAUUUCUAAUGAAUCAGUUACAGAUUUCUUCUUUUAUUGCUUUUUGUCAUAUUUAAAUGAUUAAAAUUUUGAUUUCAAACCUAACAUUAUUUGAAGAGUUCAUGCCUGACUCGUCGUCGUGAAACUAGCAAAGCAUUUCAGAAAAAAGAGCAUUUUUAAUGCAGUCAAACACGGUGGUGGCAGUGUGAUGGUCUGGGUCUCAGCCUUGAAGAGGCUGAUUUAAAACAGUGCUGAAAAGAAGAGGGACAAAAUUUCUCAACACUCAAGUUAUCACAAACAGUUGAUGGAGGCACAGUUAUUAAAUUUAGCAGCUUUUACUUUUUCGCAGCUCUUUGGUUUGACAAACUUAUUUUUUCCUUAUUAAUUAAUGAAAUUAUCAUAAGAAACUUUGUUUUGUUUUACUCAGCCUCUGAUAUCUGGUGCCAUUUGCAGCCCAUGUAUCAUAUAGCUGUGUUAUGCUGCCCUCUGGUGGAGUCAGCUGUGCACUGCAUGGUCACCCUCUUCAGGGCUGAAACGAUUAAUCAUAAUUAAUCGAUUAUUGAAGUAAUCAUCAACUAAUUUUGUUAUCAAUCAUUAACUGGAGUAUAAAGACUCUAGAAAAAGAUAAUUUCCUGAAAUAACAUUCAGAGCAGAAAUUAACUCAAAACUUUACAGAACAAUAAAUACAUUUAGGAUAUAAAAAACCAUUUUAAAUAUGUUCUACCCAACUUCACCUGGUUGAAACUUUGUAAAAAUAAAAAAAUAUUCAAAAUAAUCAAUAGAUCAGCCCUACAAAUUUUCACAUUUUGAUGUUAGAAGCGUUUUUGGCAGUUAAUUCAUUAUUUGCUACAAAUGAUUAAGAGUUUCUAAAGUCACGCUUUGUUGUUGCAUUUUAGGCAAUAAAAUGUUUUUUUAUUUAAAAAUUUAUUUAUUUAUUUGCAUUUUCUUGUGUAUAUCUAAUUUUGCAGAAAUUGUCUAAUGUAAAAUCUGCAGAAAGCAUUGAUUAAUCGUCAGAAUAAUCGAUUAAUGAAAUAAUCGUGAGCUGGUUAAUGUGUUGCUGUUUGGUGCUGAAAAACGUCACUUUAGUCUGAGAAAUCCUAAAUCUAACAGCUUCAUUCAGGAAACACAGAUUAUUAAAUCCAAAGUUUUAUUCAGAUCCAAUUAGACACAAAAAGCGUUUUUACUGAAAGAUGUGAAAGCGGUUGUUCUCCUAAGCAGCCAGACUUUCUAAAGUUAGUUUUUUUAAAUCUGAAUCUAAUUAAACUCUGGACUGAUCCGUGACGCUCCGCCCCGGUUUGUGAUUUAACUCUGACUUCCU
Gambusia affinis (western mosquitofish) is the source of this 7070-nucleotide messenger RNA. It is a transcript of the gene fam184ab, whose product is annotated as family with sequence similarity 184 member Ab. The record is from RefSeq and is a predicted model, not a curated record. Bases 150 to 3278 code for a protein of 1042 amino acids. NCBI's taxonomy places the organism in Eukaryota, Metazoa, Chordata, Actinopteri, Cyprinodontiformes, Poeciliidae. The transcript has 21 exons.